Molecule: messenger RNA, 3432 nt
Organism: Eremothecium gossypii ATCC 10895
Lineage: Eukaryota; Fungi; Ascomycota; Saccharomycetes; Saccharomycetales; Saccharomycetaceae
Gene: CHS3
Product: chitin synthase CHS3
Exons: 1
Coding region: 1-3432 (1143 amino acids)
Cellular component (GO): cell periphery; cell septum
Molecular function (GO): chitin synthase activity
Source: RefSeq, marked provisional
AUGUCGGACGAUUAUUAUAUGUUCGAUAAUGAAUCCUUACUGAAGAGCAGCCCUCAGGAUAAUCUUGUCCAACGUACUGGAUCUCUAGUUAGGCCAGAACGAAAUCAUAUGAAUGACCCUUCACAUCCACAUCAUUACUACGCAAGAAAAGCCAAGGAGACCCGUGUUAGCGUUAAUCCUUCGUCUACUGGAAUUAUGCCAAGCACAGAUCCCUUGCCUUCUAAGACUUUGAAUAAACCGCGGCCUCCUGUGAAGCCUAAAAUCGCUAAGAGACGGGAGGAUGAUCCCUUAUCCCUAUGGCAGUUCUACUGUUAUGCUAUUACGUUCUGGGCCCCAAGUCCUCUAUUGGAAUUAUUUGGCAUGCCCAAGAAGGAAAGACAAUUUGCGUGGAGAGAAAAAGUUGGCCUAAUAUCUGUGAUCAUAUAUUGCGGUAUAUUCGUCGCAUAUUUGACCUUUGGAUUUACAAAUACGGUUUGUAACGUUGACAGACAACGGCUCCGCAAUAAUGAAGUUGCACACCAGUACCUUAUCAUUCACGGAAAGGCAUAUAACUUAGACUUUUCUGCUCACCCCGCUGCUGCUGGAAUCGAUGCAGGAAGCAAUGUCCUUUACAAUCCCAUUGCAGCCGGCGGCAAAGUAGCCUCAUUCCUCUUUCAAAAUGUUAACGGAAAUUGCAAAGGCUUAAUCAUUCCGAAGGAGAAUUGUUCAAUCCCUCAUGAAGGGUUGGACCUUGCAUGGUACUUUCCAUGUAAACUCUACUCGCAAGAUGGAUCAACCUCACCAGAGUUUUCUCUGAGUGAAUACUACGAUGGUUGGGCUUGCCAUACUUCUGAAAACGCAAGAGGGGCUUAUUACAAUCUACAGCCUACUGCGGAUGUUUAUUUUACCUGGGAAGAUAUUAAAAAUAGCACACGGAAUUUGGUAGUAUACAACGACGAUGUUUUAGACUUGGAUUUAUUAAACUGGCUUCAGACAGAAGAUCUUGAAAUUCCAGGUGCAUUCGAUGACCUCAAAAGUGCCAACCUAAAGGGAUUUGAUAUAUCUGUAGUCUUAUCGAACAGCCAUGAUAAACAAGUUGCUAGGUGUCUAUCGGAGAUUGUUAAAGUUGGUGUAAUUGAUUCAGAUACAGUUGGUUGCAUUGCUUCCGAAGUUGUGCUUUAUAUUUCGUUGGUGUUUAUUCUUUCGAUCGUCACCAUCAAGUUUCUUGUUUCUUGUUAUUUCCACUGGUGUAUUGCGCGGAAACAAGGCGCCUCUCCAGUUGACAAUAAGACACUAGCGAAAAUGGCAAAUGAUAUCGAAGAUUGGUCUGAAAAUAUCAACAGUCAAGGGCCUAUUAAACCUGUUCAACAUCCAACAGGGUUCGGUCAAUCAAAGGACUUCAAUUUAAAUAUGUUUCAGCGGAAUCGUAACUUCAGAUUGGACUUGAGCCAAGGAAAUCUAGAUGUAACAGCGGAUUUGGCCUUGCUCGAGAAAUUGAAGGGCUUUGGUAUUACAACCAUGACGAUACAAAGUUUGCUUAAGGAACUUUCACCUGAGUCAACUCCUUAUAAUAUUGCAUCACCGCGGUCGCCUUCUAUUUUACCUCUAAACCCACUUACUGAUGAUUUCUUCUCUCACAAUCAAAAUGAACAUUUAGAUCCUUCGAUCAUUCACCCGAACGUUAUCCCCCAGCCACCACCAGAUUAUACUCCGUUUGGCUAUCCAUUAAUACAUGGGAUUUGUUUUGUUACGUGCUACUCAGAGAACGAAGAAGGUUUACGUACAACUUUGGACUCACUUUCCACCACAACCUACCCAAAUUCUCAUAAACUUUUGAUGGUGCUAUGUGACGGUUUGAUCAAAGGUUCUGGAAAUUCGAAAUCAACACCAGAGAUCGCUCUAGAUAUGAUGGAAGAUUUCGUGGUUCCACCUGAGCGGGUUCAAGCGUACUCCUACGUUGCUGUUGCAUAUGGAACAAAACGUCACAAUAUGGCAAAAGUUUACAGCGGCUUCUACAAGUAUGAUAACAGCACUGUACCUCCUGAAAAGCAGCAAAAGGUACCGAUGAUUUGUAUUGUAAAGUGCGGGACCGAAGAUGAGCAGGCCUCUUCAAAACCUGGUAAUAGAGGGAAACGUGAUUCUCAGGUAAUACUCAUGUCAUUCCUACAGAAGGUGACCUUUGAUGAAAGAAUGACGCGUCUCGAAUUCGAGCUUUUAAAAAAUAUCUGGCAGAUUACAGGGCUCAUGAGUGACUUCUACGAGUUUGUUUUAAUGGUCGAUGCCGACACGAAGGUUUACCCUGAUUCAUUGAGUCAUAUGGUUGCCGAGAUAGUAAAAGACCCUAAAAUCAUGGGCCUUUGCGGAGAAACAAAAAUAGCUAACAAAAGACAAUCGUGGGUAACUGCCAUCCAAGUUUUCGAAUACUACAUAUCUCAUCAUCAAGCAAAAGCAUUUGAGUCUAUAUUUGGGUCGGUAACAUGCUUACCAGGCUGUUUUUCGAUAUACAGGAUCAAAUGCCCAAAAGGUGAAGACGGAUAUUGGGUCCCCAUAUUGUGCAACCCUGACAUAGUGGAGCGAUACUCUGAUAAUGUGACAAAUACUUUGCACAAAAAGAAUUUAUUGUUAUUGGGGGAAGAUCGCUUUUUGUCAUCUCUAAUGUUAAAGACAUUUCCCAAGAGGAAACAGAUAUUUGUUCCUAAAGCUGCAUGCAAAACAAUAGUGCCAGACAAGUUCCGGGUUCUCCUAUCACAGAGGCGGAGAUGGAUCAACUCAACAGUUCACAAUUUGAUAGAGUUGGUAUUAAUCAAUGACUUAUGUGGUACGUUCUGCUUCUCCAUGCAAUUUGUAAUUGCUAUCGAGCUUAUCGGAACCGUUGUCUUGCCAUUAGCCAUCUGCUUGACAAUAUAUGUUGUUAUUUUCGCUAUAGUAUCGAAACCGACUCCGGUAAUUACCUUGAUCCUUCUAGCCAUCAUUCUAGGCUUACCAGGCAUUCUCAUUGUUGUUACAGCUACACGGUGGUCGUAUCUAGUCUGGAUGGGGAUAUAUCUCCUUGCACUACCCAUUUGGAACUUCGUACUACCCACUUACGCGUUUUGGAAGUUUGAUGACUUCUCCUGGGGUGACACCAGACAGGUUGCAGGCGGAGACAAAGGUAAUCACUGCGACGGAGAAGGCGAUUUCGAUGGUUCUUUGAUUCAGAUGAAGACCUGGCGCGAAUACGAACGCAUUGAGCGGUUGGAAAGGACUAACAAAUUAGGCACAACCCCUGGAGUUGGCGAGCCCACUUCAAGAAGAGCCUUUUCUUCUAUGGAUAACUUCCCAGCAAUUUUGAGUGAACAGCUCAAUGGUUCAUAUGCCCAGCAAGCUGGUCCGUUGUUACCGCCAUUACCUCCGUUGCCCCCGUUGCCUGCGCUGAGCUCGCAAUCUCCCCGCCCUCGACCCAGAGCUCCAUGA